This is a messenger RNA of Rhodotorula toruloides NP11, 2310 nucleotides long. RefSeq lists its product as uncharacterized. The record is from RefSeq and is a predicted model, not a curated record. The coding region runs from base 1 to 2310 and encodes 769 amino acids. Lineage: Eukaryota; Fungi; Basidiomycota; Microbotryomycetes; Sporidiobolales; Sporidiobolaceae. The transcript has 3 exons.
AUGGACGACUCGCCAUGGGGCGCUCCAGACGACUCCUUCGCGUCCAGCCUCCCCCGUCCACGCUCACCGCCCCUCAACUUCUCCGCGACAUCAUCGCUCCCGCUUCCAACAGCACCGACUUGGGCGGACGACGACGGGCCUGGAUGGGGUGCAUCUGCAGACGAUAGCCCGGGCGCAGUCCUCCCGACUCGAUCAGCGGGUCUGCCGUCGCUGGACACUUUGGACGUGCCGAAGGUGGAGGAGGAUAUCUCCGGAGGGACGGGCUUUGCUGGUACAAGCGGCAGUUGGGACAACGAGUCUCCAGAACUACCUCGGCUAGCGACCCUAUCGCCGCCUCUCGACACCGCAGCAGACGACUCGACCGCCGACUUGCCUCCCCUCCCACCGCUCUCCUCGCCUUCCGCCGUCUUUGCCUCGCCUUCACGGCCGUCUGAGGACGCAAUAGGCAGUGCGAACGAGGAGCAGGACGACGGCGGAGGCUGGGGCGGUGCUUCUCCAGACUUGCCUCCCAUCGCCAGUCUGCGAGUCGCUUCUCCUCCUUCACCUGAACCUGAAGAGCGGGAUUCGGGCUGGGGAGUUGAGACCGAAGACGCGGACCCGUCGGAUAUCCCUCCGCCCCUUCCUACCGUCGACGAAGUCUUUGCAUCGGCGAAGCGGAGACGGGAGAGUGUCGAGUUGGCGAAGCAGGCCGAGGCGGGAGAAGAUGCAUGGGGUAGUUCGCAAGGAUGGGAGGAGCGGCUGCGGAUAGAGGCAGAAGCGCGCGAGAAGGAACGACUGGCCGAGCUGGCUGCCGCAGGGAUUGAGCCGACGCCUGAGAAGCCGGCGGACAACGCCGAGACUUCAAAGCAGGACGGCGCGGAGAACCCAGAACGACCGGCUGCUAAUGGCGGCAUCACGUCGAUGUUCCGCAGCUUCCGCAAAGGAGCAGAAGAUGCGGCUGCAAAGUCGACUGAGGUCGUCAAGGACGCUUCCAACUCUGCCGCUCGAGGCGUUGCUGCGAUCGGGCGGACGGCUUCGGCGCGCAGCUCGCAGGAUGAAGGGAGGGGUGAGUCACCUGCGCGAACGUCGGAGGAGCGGGCUGCGGGAAAGAGCUGGUGGAGUAGGUCGGGCGCCAAGAAGGAGGAGGCGAAGAAGCCUGAGCCAAAGGAGGAGGACGACCCAAACACAAUCGGCGUCGAGGAGGUCCAACAGGGCGAGUCAGGACGCGUCGAUUCGCCUGAGCCGCAGCAAGGUGCUAUCGGCCGCUUCCUGAGCCGGCUGAAACGACCGGCGUCUGCACCGACGGAAGGAAGCUCCGAUGCUCGACAGACGCCGUCGCCUCGCAACAGCAGCGAACAACAGCCGCCUGCUUUCCGAGCGGACGAUUUUGACGCGCUCGCGAACGGCGAGAUCGGCCGGGUCACACUCCAGGUGCGGCAGAAGCAUGAGGAAGAGGACGCGACUCCACGCGGCGGUUUGUUCGGUCUGCGAAGCAAGUCGGCAGCGGCUGUCCCAUCUGCACCGCCAGAGGACGACUUCGGCGGUCUCAUCGGCGCGCUGGCGGAUGCACCUGUCCGGCCUUCUGCAAGAAGCGGCAUAUCCAAAACGUUCGAUCCGUUCGACCCUCUCAGCGACAGCUUCGGCGCCCUACCUGCGCCAUCCGCCCCUCAUCGCGCAACGCACGCUGCCGCCCCUCCGCUUCAGCCUCCGCCUAGCCAAACGGCCAUUCCGCCAUCCCGCCCAGCUGUCCAGCCUCCCACGCACAACCGCCGAACCUCCUCAGUCGCCUCCUUCCCUGCCUCUCCUCCUCUUGCUCCAGCCACAUCUGCCAACGAACCCGAAGACUCGUUCGACGACUUCUUCAACUCGGUCGUCGCAUCCACCUCGAAGCCAGUAUCCCCACCUGCGGUCAAGGUUGUCGCGCCGACGCCUCGGCAAAACAAGCCAGCCUCGACUCUUCUUCCAUCUGCACCUACUCAGCCUAUCCGUACGACGUCGACAAAAUCGCCGCCGCCUCGAAUGACGAUCUCGCCGCCAGUCCGCACGUCGACCGCUUCACCCGCAUCUGCGAGCGGUGCAAGUCGUGCGACGACACCCAUCAUGCCCCUCGCUCCUCCUCCUCCGCCCUCUCAGCCUCUCGCGUCGACUCGCGGACAUGUCCUUCCGCCACCGCCAGCGGUGACUCAGCGAGUCGGCACUCCCCUCCAGGCUGCACCACUCGCUCCCUCGCCCGCCUCUUCCGCCGGCGCCAAGUCUCCCUCCCCUGCUCCACCUCAGCGCUCCACGUCAGGCCCCCUCUCGCUCGACGACCUGUCGUUCUUCGAGAGUUAG